This is a messenger RNA of Elgaria multicarinata webbii, 3167 nucleotides long. RefSeq names its product zinc finger protein 131 (gene ZBTB35). The record is from RefSeq and is a predicted model, not a curated record. NCBI's taxonomy places the organism in Eukaryota, Metazoa, Chordata, Lepidosauria, Squamata, Anguidae. Gene Ontology annotation, biological process: regulation of transcription by RNA polymerase II. Gene Ontology annotation, cellular component: nucleus; nucleoplasm. Gene Ontology annotation, molecular function: RNA polymerase II cis-regulatory region sequence-specific DNA binding; protein binding; DNA-binding transcription repressor activity, RNA polymerase II-specific. The coding region runs from base 131 to 1984 and encodes 617 amino acids. The transcript is spliced from 7 exons.
AGGACGGGAAUGCGAGUAACGCUAUUGGCCGGCGCCUGCCUGGCUUUUCGGCGAGCUAGGCGGGCAGGAAGCGAUAGCGUCGGCCGAGGCGGUUCGGCGGGGCAGGCGGAUUCUCCCGACAAAUCUAGCCAUGGAAGCCGAAGAGACGAUGGAAUGCAUUCAGGAAUUUCCAGAACAUUACAAAGUAAUUUUGGACAGACUGAAUGAGCAGCGGGAGCAGGAUCAAUUCACAGACAUCACUCUGAUUGUGGAUGGUCAUCAUUUUAAAGCCCAUAAAGCUGUCCUUGCUGCCUGCAGCCAGUUUUUCUACAAAUUCUUCCAGGACUUCACUCAGGAACCUCUAGUAGAGAUAGAAGGUGUCAGUAACAUGGCAUUUCGUCACUUAAUUGAGUUCACGUACACCGCCAAGCUAAUGGUCCAAGGGGAAGAGGAAGCAAAUGAUGUCUGGAAAGCAGCUGAGUAUCUUCAGAUGCUGGAAGCCAUUAAAGCACUUGAAAUCAGGAACAAGGAAAAUUCAUCGCCACUCGAAUCAAAUCAGGCACAAGAUAAAAAUAAAGCCAAAAAAAGGAAGAUAGCAGAGACUUCCAAUGUUAUUACGGAAACACUGCCUUGUGCGGAAUCGGAGCCAGUUGAAAUCGAGGUAGAGAUUGCGGAAGGGGCUAUUGAUGUGGAAGAAAACAACAUUGAAGCACUCGAGGAGGUAGCUUCUGCUGAGCAGUCUAUAAAGUAUAUACAGACCACGGGUACUUCGGAUGAGUCUGCUUUGGCUCUUCUGGCAGAUAUCACCAGCAAGUUCCGCCAUGGGGAGAGAAAAAGUGAAAUUCAGGAGGAAUGUGAUAGCAUAUCUGAUCCAAUGGGUAAACAGGUGGAAGGCAUUGAGAUCAUGGAACUCCAGCUUUCGCAUGUCAACAACCUUUUCCACUGUGAAAAGUGCAACCGUACAUUUAAGUUGUUUUACCACUUUAAGGAACACAUGAAAACGCACUCCACUGAAAGUUACAAGUGUGACCUAUGCAACAAAAGGUACUUGCGGGAGAGUGCAUUGAAGCAGCACCUUACCUGUUACCACCUUGAUGAAGCUGGAGCCAACAAGAAACAAAGACCUGGCAAAAAAAUACACGUCUGCCAGUACUGUGAUAAACAAUUUGACCACUUUGGACAUUUUAAAGAACAUCUUCGGAAACACACAGGUGAGAAACCAUUUGAGUGUCCAAACUGCCACGAACGUUUUGCUCGGAACAGCACACUCAAAUGUCACCUGACAGCUUGCCAGUCUGGUGCGGGUGCUAAAAAGGGACGGAAGAAACUUUAUGAAUGUCAGGUCUGCAACAGUGUAUUUAACAGCUGGGAUCAAUUCAAGGAUCACUUGGUAAUACACACAGGAGACAAGCCCAACCACUGUACCUUAUGUGACGUGUGGUUCAUGCAAGGCAGUGAGCUGCGGAGGCACCUGCAAGAAAUUCACAACAUUUCAGAACGGAUAGUAACUGAGGACAUUCUUCCAGUGGACAGCGAUCCGGUGGCAUCCAUGACUAUCAUAGAGCAGGUGGAACAAGUCCACGUGUUGCCCGUAAUUCAGGUCCAGGUGGAUCCCGCACAAGUGACAGUAGAGCAGGUGCACCCAGAUUUGAUACAGAAUAAUCAAGUAAAAGGUGAACAAAUAGCAGAGCUGCAAGAGCAGGUAGAGAUCAGCUACUUAGAAGUGGAGCACAUUCAGACUGAGCAAGGCACUGAAGUGCAUAUGGAGGAGCUAGACGUGGACCAUGUGAACCAGUUACGAAUGGAAGAGGUUCAGGCACAGCUUAUAGAGGAAACUGACCUAGAGCAAGUGGAAUCAGGACAUGUGGAUCAAGGAGAACUGGAAGCGAGCACACCUGUUCAUCAGGUGGAGGAGGCAAAGGCACAUGCAGCAGAUCAUGAAGAAGCUGAUGAUUUGAAAACUCAGCCAAUAGUGAAUAUGCAAGAAGAAAAGGUGGAGACCUAGAAAAUGUUGACUGUGCUUACCUGUGAUUUGGAAAAUGUCAUACCAAAUUAUUUUUGUUCAUUUUCUUGUUUGACUUUUGCACCGCUCUCUUGUACCUUAGGGAAGUGGACAGGUGGACCAAAGUUAGGAUAUUUGACUAAACUGCCCUUCUUGUACUUCUGGGGGUUGGAGGGGGGGCGUGGAAUCCCCUUUUUGUUUAAAAAACAAAAACAGAAAACCACAGAACAAAGUCUAUUCUACAGACAGACAGCUUUGUGUGAAGUUUAAUUGUAAAGUUUUGCCAGAUUGUACCACUAGGUUAUACUGUUUGUCAUUGUGAGAGACUUCUGAAGCAAGUUCUGUUUUCCUUUCAGAAUACUGAGUUUAGUGUUUUAAAGGUUCCAGCAUUCAUAUGGAUUAUCUAAGGACAGUUGGGCGAUCUGCUUAGAAACGGCAGGCUAUUCUCUUUCUCUCCCCCAACCCCGCCUUUCCCUUUAAUGUUUUGCAGUAGCUGCAAACUUCGCUCUAUUUAUGUUGUUAAGUUUGCCACUGUCUUCUAAGCCUAGAAAAUUAUUGGGAUGAAGGUAGAGUGUGCUAAGGUUUUGGUUGUUUUUUUAAAAAAAAGGAAGAACCCUUGUGCCUUCUCACAACUUAAGUAAUUAAACUUCCACAAAGCUUUUAGGAUAUUUACAAAGCUAAUGCAAAACAGACAGUGUAGAUAUUGCUCUUCAGUGCUUUGUAAUUUUGCUUACACUUGUUAGCUACCAGGUGUUUCCCCCCCUGACAUUAAAAUAAACUUAGAUGGGGGAAAGGAAAUGGAUUGAACACUGGCAGUUUUUUUUUUAAAAAGGGCCAAUUAUAAUAGGAAUUUUUUGGCUGCAUCUGUAGCAAGGUAUGAGUUGGCUGAAAGGUUGCACUGGCAUCUUAUCACCAGAUUUUUAUUUUUUAGAGAAAAAAAGGUACAUUUUAUAUUUUAAAGAAAAAAAGCAUUAAAAAUACAAAGUAAAUGUGUCUACUCAAUGCAUCAGGCUACUGUUUUAUUAUUUAAACUUUUUUGACCCUUUACAGAAAGAUCUUGUGCUUAAAAGAUUGGGAAAAAAAAUCAAAAGCCAUAGGUAUGAGUGUUUUAACUGUGGAUUUAUAAGAGUAGGAGUGUAAAUAUUUUAAUCAGUAUUAUUGGAAAAUAAAACAGUACCAACCACAA